AUGACGACGUGCCGUCUGCUGUGCUCCCCGUUGGUGCUCGCCCUGUGCUGCUGCCCGUCCGUGUGCGUGACAACAAGUGAAGAAACAGCUGGUAAAUCUGGAAGUGAUCCCGUUUCACCAAAUUCUAAGCCAGAAGGACAAGAUCAUUUGACGGAAUCGCCUGGUAAAACUCCUUCUCCACCAGAGAAAAACGAAGAAGGGAGAGAGACAGAAGAUUCACAAAAAAUGGAGACUCUUGCGUCACAUACAACGGCUACAGUAACCGAAACGCCACAGCCACCAAAUACUUCCCAUAAUACACAGGAUCAAGAUGAUGGGAAACCCACUACUGAAGAUGCAGGUAUUGAUAAGAGCAAUAUGUCAAAUGAACAAAAUGAGAAAGAAAAUGCACCAACUGCGACAACAACAACGACAACGACAAAGGCGCCAACUACGACGACUACCCGCGCACCGUCACUUCUGCGCGAAAUCGACGGCAGCCUCAGCAGCUCUGCGUGGGUGUGUGCACCGCUGCUGCUCGCCGUAUCCGCGCUGGUGUACACCACUGUGGGCUAA
Messenger RNA from Trypanosoma cruzi, 555 nucleotides. RefSeq names its product mucin TcMUCII, putative. The transcript has a single exon. Bases 1 to 555 code for a protein of 184 amino acids. NCBI's taxonomy places the organism in Eukaryota, Euglenozoa, Kinetoplastea, Trypanosomatida, Trypanosomatidae. The record is from RefSeq and is a predicted model, not a curated record.